Budorcas taxicolor (takin) is the source of this 1641-nucleotide messenger RNA. RefSeq names its product MLV-related proviral Env polyprotein-like. The transcript is spliced from 2 exons. The record is from RefSeq and is a predicted model, not a curated record. Bases 1 to 1641 code for a protein of 546 amino acids. Lineage: Eukaryota; Metazoa; Chordata; Mammalia; Artiodactyla; Bovidae.
AUGCGGGGCUCUCUACUCUGGGUUACUCUGGGGGUACUGGGGGUCCUGGAAAGAGGGGGGCACACCAACCAAAACCCCCACCAGCCCUUUCAGGUCACCUGGAUCUUAAAAAAUGGAGAGACCUACGAAGAGCUAAACUGGACCACAGCCACCCAACCGAAAGAUAAGUGGUGGCCUGACCUAUACUUUCACCUCCAACAGCUAACCGAGACCUCAUGGGCCCGGGCAUAUCUCAGAAAGGUCGGGUUUUAUGCCUGCCCGGGACAUCAGCGGGAAAACAUAAAGACCUGUGGGGGAAUGGUGAGCCGCUACUGUAAAUCCUGGGACUGUGUCACUUCCAACGAUGGGUACUGGAAAUGGUCGGUGACCAAGCCAGACCUGAUCAAUAUGUCCUUCGUAAAUCCCAUCACCGAGGACAUGUGGAACCACAGAUUCACAAAGUACUGCCCCGACUGUUAUUGCACCUCCCCACCCCUCACCACGGGGACAAACGCCACCAAUGUUGUGACCUCGCCUACCCUCACCCCCUCCCUUCAGCUGACCCGGACUGACCCACCAGAGACCCAGGAACCCCUGUGGGCCUUGGUCAAAGAAACCUACGAGGCCCUCAACCACUCCAAUCCUAACGCGACCCAAUCCUGCUGGCUUUGCUACACCCUACGUCCACCUUACUACGAGGCCGUGGGCUUAAAUGCUACCUACAACUUGUCCAUUCUCUCCAACCCACUGCAGUGCUCUUGGGGAGACCGCAAGGUGGGCCUUACCCUGCAAGAAGUAUGGGGUUCGGGGACCUGCUUAGGCAUGGUCCCUACAGAUAAACAAACCUUGUGCGCCCAGACUGACGAUGAUACCAAUUUCACCAAUAAGACUUAUGUCAUACCCGAAACCGGGGGGUGGUGGGUGUGCUCACAGACUGGGCUAACGCCCUGUCUCCACUUGGCUGUCUUCAACCAGAGCAGGGAAUUCUGUGUCAUGGUAGUGGUGGUGCCCAAGAUUACAUACCAUCCAGAAGAGGUCCUCUACAACUUUUGGGACCGAGACACCCCAGCUCCUAGAUAUAAGAGGGAGCCUGUUACAGCUAUUACUCUGGCAAUGCUGUUCGCCCUGGGAGCAGCUGGGACGGGCACGGGCAUUGCUUCCCUGACCACACAACAGCAGGGCCUGAUCACCCUGAGGGCCGCAAUUGACGAAGACAUCGCCCGCAUAGAGAAGUCCAUGAUGGCCCUAGAAAAGUCCCUGACUUCCCUUUCCGAAGUGGUGUUACAAAACCGCAGAGGACUAGACCUGGUCUUUUUGCAGCAGGGGGGCCUCUGUGCAGCCCUCAGAGAAGAAUGCUGUUUCUACGCUGAUCAUACUGGGGUGGUUCGAGAGUCCAUGGCUAAAGUAAGAGAGGGAUUAGAACGCAGGAAGAGAGAGAGGGAGGCCCAGCAGGGCUGGUUUGAGUCCUGGUUCCAGAGCUCCCCUUGGCUGACAACUUUGCUAUCCUCCCUAAUGGGACCACUCAUCAUUCUCCUGCUGCUCCUGACUUUCGGGCCCUGUAUCCUAAAUAAGCUUUUGGCCUUUAUCAAACAACGGCUCAACACGGUCCAGCUGAUGGUGCUCCGACAGCAGUACCAAGGGCUUCCAACAAGCACUCCGUGA